Lolium perenne is the source of this 1254-nucleotide messenger RNA. The record is from RefSeq and is a predicted model, not a curated record. Lineage: Eukaryota; Viridiplantae; Streptophyta; Magnoliopsida; Poales; Poaceae.
AUGGCGGCGGCUCCGGAAAAAGGCGAAGGUAGUGGCUCGGCGGGGCGCAAGGGAUCUGAACCAGCGCUGGAAGACCUACUGCUCAGCCUGAACAUCAAAGAGGAAGACAUUGGCGGCGUUUUCGUCGCAAAGGCGGAUGUGGAGUCACUGAAGGAAGGAUCGAAGUGGAUGGCGGUGAUGCGGCUUCUCUCAUCAAAGCCGUUUAGCGCUGCGUCUUUGGAGAAGACGAUGAAGUUCGCCUGGGCUCCUGCGCAGGCGGUCACGUUUCGUGCGUUGGAAGGGAAUCGGUUCUUGGUGCAAGCCAGUUGCCUAGGCGAUUGGCAGAGGAUCACGGAGCAAGGCCCCUGGAUCUUCAGGGACCAUGGCCUGUUGGUUGAGAAAUAUGACGGGACCUGCAAAGCAUCGUUAGUGGAACUGAACCGGAUCCAAGCUUGGGUGCAGAUACAUGAUGUGCCAGAGCUGUACCGGAAGAAACAUAUCAUUUCCGGGCUAGCUGCGAAGGUGGGUGAAGUGAUCACGGUGGAUAUGCAUGGUGGUGAUUUUGUCCGUACACGUGUAUGGCUCGAUGUGAGGAACGAACUGAGGCGUUUCGUUGCAAUCACGCCGGAAGGAGAGAAACCGGUGGUCAUGCGGGUGAAAUACGAGAAGGUGCCUCGCUACUGUGCUGUCUGCGGACACAUAGGACAUGUAAAGGAGGAGUGCGGGUCGGGUGUGCACGCCCCGACGGCGGAGGCCUUUGGUUCUUGGAUGUUGGCAGAUACGGCGUGGAACAGAGCUCAGCUUUAUGGCAAUUCUGAUCAAGCAUCUUCCCAGAAACCUCAUACACGGGAGGGAGGGGCUCAUGAGGGCCGUGCUCCGGGUCGUGGUGGUAGAAGUGGUGCUGGGAGGGGAGGACGUGAUGGACGCGGGCGAGGGGGUCGCGGCGGAGAGCUAGCUAACCUGGAGAACCGUAAGCGGAAUUCUUCGGAGGCAAGACUGAAUGACGGGAGCCCGGCGAAGGACAGUGCUGCUGCUCCUUUGAUGCUUGAAUGGAAGGACAGUGGGGUCAUUGGCCUGGCUGCUGAUAAAGGAGCGAGCAAACAGCUGGAUUUUGAUGAGGGAGAGAAGGGGAAGUACCCGCCCCGCUUGGGAACUCCUCCUCCCCCUCCAUCGGCUAGGGAGCAGAAGCGUCCCAAGAAACACUCUACAACUAAGAAGGACAAGGCUAUUGAUGGAUCGGCGGCCUCCGGGAAGGAGGACCGCCGGGAACAAUGA